Epinephelus lanceolatus (giant grouper) is the source of this 6821-nucleotide messenger RNA. It is a transcript of the gene cpt1a2b, whose product is annotated as carnitine palmitoyltransferase 1A2b. Gene Ontology annotation, biological process: fatty acid metabolic process; carnitine metabolic process. Gene Ontology annotation, molecular function: carnitine O-palmitoyltransferase activity. NCBI's taxonomy places the organism in Eukaryota, Metazoa, Chordata, Actinopteri, Perciformes, Serranidae. The record is from RefSeq and is a predicted model, not a curated record. Gene Ontology annotation, cellular component: mitochondrion.
GAUUGCUGUGAGUGAGUGAGUGUGUGUGUGUUUGUGUGUGUGAGCUCAGCUCGGUGCAGCAGCAGCAGCAGAAGAAGAAGAAGAAGAAGAAGAAGGGAGGGGUGCACAGUCUGCACACAGACGUUUCUGGAUCAACCGAGAAGCUUCAAACAUCUUGAGCGAUGGCGGAGGCCCAUCAGGCGGUGGCGUUCCAGUUCACCAUAACUCCAGAGGGGAUCGACCUGCAGCUGUCCUAUCAGGCCCUGAACCAGAUCUACCUGUCCGGAGUCCGAUCCUGGAAGAAGCGAGUCAGCCGCAUGAGGAACAGCGUGAUUAAAGGAGUGUACCCAGCCAGCCCUUCCUCCUGGCUCUUUGUCGUCAUAGCGAUCCUGGCCACCAUGUACAUGCGCUCGGAUCCCAGCAUGGGGCUCAUCACCAAGAUACAGCAGCACCUGCCACUAAGCCUCCAGGGUCCGCUCAGCGCCCAGGGUCAGACCAUGCUGUCAGCGCUGGUCUUCAGCACUCUGCUGUGGCUCUCGCUCAUCCUCGCUCUGCGCUUCUGCCUCAAACUGCUCCUUUCUUACCACCAGUGGAUGUUCGAGCAGCACGGCCGCAUCUCCAACACCACGAAAGUCUGGGUGAGUCUGGUGAGGUUAUUAUCCAGCAGGAAGCCUCUCCUGUACAGCUAUCAGACGUCUCUGCCUCACCUGCCUGUUCCCGCCAUCAAGGACACGCUGAGCAGGUACCUGCUGUCGGUGCGCCCCCUGCUGAAGGAUCCAGACUUUAAACGAAUGACUGAACUGGCCAAUCAGUUUGAGUCGAACCUGGGAAACCGGCUGCAGCGCUACCUGAAGCUCAAAGCUCUGUGGGCCACCAACUACGUGAGCGACUGGUGGGAGGAGUACAUCUACCUGAGGAGCCGAGGUCCCAUCAUGGUCAACAGUAACUACUACGGCAUGGACUUCCUGUAUGUGACUCCAACUCCAGUGCAGGCUGCCAGAGCAGGAAACACCAUCACCGCUCUGCUGCUGUACCGCCGCAAGGUCAACCGGGAGGAACUGAAACCGAGUCGUGUCCCAGGCACCGUCAUCCCUCUGUGUGCCGCUCAGUGUGAGAGGAUGUUCAACACAACACGCACACCAGGAGCUGAGACAGAUGUGCUCCAGCACUGGCAGGACAGUGAGUUUGUGGCGGUGUAUCACAAAGGUCGUUAUUUCCGCCUGUGGGUGUACCGGGCCGGCCGCCUGCUGUCUCCCAGAGAGAUCGAGCACCAGAUCCAGAAGAUCCUGGACGACCCUUCACCCCCGCAGCCCGGGGAGGAGAAACUGGGAGCUCUGACUGCUGGAGACAGGGUUCCCUGGUCCCAGAUGAGGAAGCAGUACUUCAGCUCUGGCAUCAACAAGCGAUCGCUGGAUGCCAUCGAGAGGGCGGCGUUCUUCGUAACCCUAGAUGAUGAAGAGCAGGGCAUGAAGGGAGACGACCCAGCGGGGAACCUGGACCGCUAUGCCAAGUCUCUGCUCCACGGGAAAUGUUAUGACAGGUGGUACGAUAAAUCCUUCUCCAUUGUCAUCUACAAGAAUGGGAAGAGUGGACUGAACGCCGAGCACUCCUGGGCCGAUGCACCGACCGUGGCUCACCUUUGGGAGUUCACUCUGGCCACAGACGCCUUCCAGCUGGGCUACACUGAGGACGGACACUGUAAAGGCGACGUGGACCGCUCACUGCCCCACCCACAGAGACUGGCCUGGGACAUUCCCACGGAGGUUCAGGCUCAGGUGAGCAGCUCUCUGGCUGUUGCUCAGGCGCUGGCGGACGACGUGGACUGUCACGUGUUUCCCUUCAGAGACUUUGGAAAAGGACGGAUCAAGAAGCUGCGCAUCAGCCCCGACGCUUUCAUACAGAUCGGCUUACAGCUGGCGUACUACAGGGAUCGUGGUGGUUUCUGUCUGACUUACGAGGCGUCGAUGACGCGUCUGUUCAGGGAGGGCCGGACUGAGACUGUGAGAUCCUGCUCCAACGAGAGCUGUGCCUUCGUCAAAGCUCUGGAGAACAAAGAGGCAGAGGACCAGUGCAGGCGUCUCUUCCGACUGGCUUCAGAGAGACACCAGAACCUUUAUCGCAUGGCCAUGACCGGAGCCGGCAUCGACCGACACCUCUUCUGUCUGUACGUGGUGUCCAAAUACCUGGGAGUGGACUCGCCCUUCCUCAAAGAGGUUUUGUCGGAGCCGUGGCGUCUCUCCACCAGUCAGACCCCGAUUCAGCAGAUAGAGCUGUUUGACCUGAAGAACCACCCUGACUUCAUAUCGCUGGGCGGAGGCUUUGGACCGGUGGCGGAUGAUGGCUACGGGGUUUCAUACAUCAUCGUAGGCGAGGACAUGAUCAACUUCCACGUGUCGUCCAAACACUCCUGCAGUGAGACUGACUCCCACAGGUUCGGAGCUGAGAUCAGUAAAGCUCUCCAAGACAUCAUGACUCUGCUGUCCGCUGACACCAAAACCUCCUUGACCUCUAAAGGCAGCGCUCAGCCUCAGACCAAGAAGCUCCUCUGAGCGAGAUAGAUGCAGCUCAACUGGUGGACGAACAUUAUCCUUGAUGUAGAGACCAUUAAGAACCCAUUAACUAAAACCACAGCCCAUUAUGUGACCAACUAAAAGCAUGAAUUGAAACAGAAAGUGAAGCUCUCCAACCAUUUUAAUACACAACAAUGAAAUAAAAAACAUUGUCAUGAUUUACUUUGAUCCAUUAAAAACAUAGAGUUCAAAGCCGUCUCCGUGAAAACAGGAACUAACAGUAUAUUUGACUAUAUUUCUGUCUGUCGGAGAAGUUUAAGCUGCACAACGUGAGAAUGCAAAAUGCUUCCCUGCUUUCUCUGAGAAUAUGAAGCCUGUGAAGGUCGAUUUUUAGUAAAGAGGGAAGGAAGUCUUUGAGCAAAGUAAGAGGCAGACAACGAGAGACAAAUCUGUCCAACAAUAGGAGGAAAGCAUUGAGGGACCCUGAAACCUCAAUUAAAGUGAAGGCGACAUGAGACGUAAAGGACUGUGGGAAGUGAUGCUGUGCAGAUCAGCCUCACUGACACUAAUCACACAGUUUAGUAUUCAUGUUGAAGGUCACUGCGAACAUUUGGGAAAGCUUGAGGGAAAAAUGGAGAUGAAGCAGAGAUCAAUCUUAAUGAAGGGAAAGAGUUACUGAGAGCAAAGUAGACACAUUUUUUAUUGUUGUUUAAUUGAAUGUAUCAAAUGGGACUAGAGUUACAUUACUUUUAAUUUGAUUUAAUGCCCCGUACAUUUAGGUUCAAUUUCAUUCAUUCAAGAAAUAGUUUGAAUUGAACUGAACUCAGAUUUACAGGAUUCAGAUACAUUAUCUGAUGACACAAAUUAUUUCUGCAGGAAUGAGUCCUAAAUCCCUGAAAUGAGUCAGCAUGUUUGCACCUCAGAGUCAAUGAGUUUCUGGUUAGAUGCCUGAAAUAAUGCAGUUUGCAUGUUCUCCCCGUGUCAGUGUGGGUUUCCUCCGGGUGCUCCGGUUUCCUCCCACAGUCCAAAGAUACGCAGGUUAAUUGGUGACUCUAAAUUGUCUGGCGACCUUUCCAGGGUGAAGUGCCACCCUUUGUAGCGACCUAGUUUGUCACUGCCGUUGUCAAGAUUUGCUGCCAUCACUGAUCAAUACCCGCUCACAUUCACAGGGCUAAUUGCUGUUUUUGUUGUUGUUUUGGUUUAUAUUUACUAUUACAUUAUGUAAAUAUUGCAGAUUCCAGCAGGCGGGACAAGUAAUAUUAGUACAUCCAAAAACCCUGCACGCAAUAGUCUCCCUUCCCCUCUCUCUGAGUCCCUCUCAAACACACAGACACCUUGGAGAGCGUUGCGGCACUCAGUCCUAAUUAGAGCUGGGCGAUUUGACUUAAAAACAACACCGCAAUAUUUUUAGGCUAUAUCACGAUACACAAUAUAUAUCGCGAUAUUUUGAAAUGUCUGUUAAAGGACUGUAACAUUCACACAGUACAGUGACAUUAAAGUUAACUAAAGUAAAGCCAGCCUCAGUGUCCGCCCUCUCAGGCUGUAUGUUUCCCACAGCUGCGUCUUCAAGUGCCCCUCCGGCCCUUGUUUUGUGUCUCUCUAGGUUGUCAUGACCCAGCAAGGGAGAUUGAAAGGUUUCCUGCCGACCCUUUGACUUAAGCAUCCUUAAAGGGGUGGUUUGGAUAUUUUCAAGUGGGGUUGUAUGAGGCCACUUACACAAAGGAAGGGUAUUAGCUGCAGUCUGUCGGUACACCCCCAAUUUGGAUGUACUGCUGUGGCGGGGGCAGCAGCAAAAUGUAUUUUAGGCAGCUAAAAAAAAUCAAUUUCAGUUUAAAUGCAUGCUAAAUUUAGAAUAGCCUGUUCAGACGGGGUUACUGAAACCGUUAGCUGUGCUCUCUUCAAAGCCACCAGACUCCACUGAGAAACACAGAAGCUGCUGGGCUACCGCUGCCUCAGUCAGUCAGUUUGUUUGAGUUAUUGUGUGACUUUGUUGAAUCCAAGCGAACAGGGGCCUUCAACAGGGGGUCUGUGAAACCUCGGGGGCCUCAGAGUUACUGUUUUUUCUUGUUUUAAUAAUGAAAAUAUGUCUAAAAAUGCACAUUAACACAAAUCCAACACAUUAUUAGCAAAGAUAAAUCGGCCUAUUUGGGGCUGGGUGCAGUUUAGUUUACAGUACAUCGCACUAAAUCCACUAUCACCAUAUGAAUCUGUCAACAAUUAUUAUUUUAAUAGCUUUAUUAUUGUAUGCACCAUGUUAAGGUAUGUUUACAUGUGGCACUUUGGGCCCAGUUAAAUAUGUAUGUCAAUUUUAUAUAUGUAGUUUGGGGGUCCCUGUUUUUAUCAAAGGAGUCUGGUGGCUUUUAAGAGAGCGUAGAUCACGGCUUCAGUUCCCUGUCGCAGUAGGCUGUGUGACGGCAGGUGAAGUGGUGAAAAUAUUCUAAAUAUAUUGUACAUUUAAACUGAUAUUGUUUUUUAGAAGUGGCUAAAUAGGUUUUGCUGCUGCCCCCAUUCACAACAGUACAUUACUCAGCCUCUGUGUCGGACUCCUGAUCAGUACUUCACACAACCCCACUACAAAAAAUCCAAACUAUCCCUUUAAGAUGACAAAGAAGAGCAGCAGGAAGUAAUCAACAUGAAAGGUCAAAGUUAGUGAUCGAGAUAUGGAUUUACAAAUGGUACAAAUACAGUCCACUUCGGUGCUCGAGGUACUUUCAGCCGGGGGAUGAGAUCAGCCCCCAUUUCCUCCUCACUGUCUGUACUCACAAUGACUCAUUUCUGGUUUUAAAGCUAUGGCAUUUAACAAACACAUUUGUGCCUGAAUUCAACUGUUCAUCCAGUAAAACAGUUUCAAUGCAAUUUUUGAAUCAAUGCAAUUGUUAAGGGAAACCUUGUAACAUUUAUUGUUUAAAGGGCAACUUUGGUAUUUUUCAACCUGGACCCCAUUUUGCCAUUUUCUUUGUGUCUGAGUGACUGAUCGGAACAUAGGUUUUGAGACUGGUGUGCUGCAGUGUAACCACUCUGUUCACAGCGUCAGUGUACGUCCACGAAAGUGUUUGUUUUGUCACUGACAGGCUCAGAUUGUUAUUCUGAGUAUCUGACAACAUUAUGAAAGGAUCCCUACAGAGAUAGAGAUUUUUGUUAGAGAGUAAGAUCCUUUUUGUUUAACCAGAAACAGCCCUGAAAUCACCAUCACCAAACCCACCAGACUCCAUUUAAAUAAACGGUAAUUGUAUCAACAUUAUACAGACUUCAUUCAGAGAAACUAAAUAAAACUCACAGAAACCAUCUUGGUUCAUCUUUUCACUGUUGCAACAAUCACCAACUCUGGUCUGGUUGAAUUAACCUUAAUUCACCCAGUUACAUGUGAAAACAUGCUGCCUCUAUAUGUGCUAAAAUUAGUCUUUUUUUAAAUGGAGUCUGGUUGGUUUGGUGAUAGAGAUUUCCUAGCUGUCUCUGGUGAAACAAAAAGGAUCUUACUCUCUUAAAAAAAACCUCCCUCUAAAAAUUGGUUUUAAAGAACUGUCGUUUCCAUCCGUCAGACACAAACACGUGGGAAAACAGGCUCCGGCUGGAAAAACAAAAGUUUCCCUUUGAUUUUAUUCUCUGUGUGUUUUAACAAGAAUAUACUACAGUUUGUCAGUUAGUUACUGUUUGCCUUCAGGACGUGUUCCCAUGUGCAGUGAUGUAGUGGUAACAAGUUGAGUAAAUGUGUAACAGAUAUUUUCACCACCAGAUGUUUUGUUGACUAAUCAGAACAGAAACUUUGGUUAAACAGUGUCUGGAAGCUUCCACUACAUCUCUGCUCAUGAUUCCUAACGACACUCUAACUUUAGAAAAUCUCCUUUUAGAGAUUGCUGGCUUAAUAUUUUAAUAGACCGCAGUGGCUUCUGUUUCUCUCUCAGGUUCAACAUUUGACAGCUCAUUUCCCAAACUGUUGACGGCCAGAGCAGCGACUCGUUUUCUAUGUCAGCCACAAGACACGCUUUGUAAAAGAUUAAGUAAAGACAGUUUGUACAGCUGCAGCAAUGUAAUGCCAACAACUGCUCUACCUCUGUUCUCCUUUUUCAUAUUAUCAAUCAUUUGUUAUUUUAACACAGGAGUUUGGUGUGUAAAGGCCUUUAUACUUUCGUUUAAAAAGUGUUUGUCGCAGUCGCAUGAAAACAUUUUAAAAUCAUUUUUAAUUCCAUACACACAUGAUGUUUCUGUAAAUAACACAGAGUCCCUUGCUGUCUCUUGAUAAGGGCUUCUUGUGACGUCGGUACCUUGAAAGGGAUAGUGCACCCAAAACUGAAAAUUCAGCCAUUAUCUACUCACCCAUAUGCCGAGGGAGGC